Messenger RNA from Cladocopium goreaui, 561 nucleotides. The record is from the annotation of a GenBank genome assembly. Lineage: Eukaryota; Dinophyceae; Suessiales; Symbiodiniaceae.
CUCAAUUUUAUAGCUUCAAACUUCAAACCUCCAGAAAACUGAACAGAGGAUGGGGUGCGGUGCCAGCUCCAAAGUUUCUCAACCAGCUGGCUUCAUUGACAUCGCUGGAGAUUGCAGGACCCGCAAACGCCGAACACGAAGAUGUGCUGCGAUCUGUGUGCUCCCAAGCAACGUCGUUGAUGGAAGCGAUUUGGUGGACUUGGAUGCCGAUGAUCUGAUAGAUCCCAAAGGCUCGUGGAAGUCCAAUGUGGCAAGACCAUCAAGACCUCCUGGGCUCCGGGUUCCUAUGCCACCCAACCGCAAGAUGCAUGAGAGGCACAUGACGAAGAUGAAUCGCUUCUUGGAGCAGAUGGAUCCUGAGAGCUUGAACGUGGCGGUGGAUUUGAAGCGGGAACUCCAUGACCUGAGGGGGAAGCUUGAGCCAGAGGCUAUCAUCAACUCGCAGUGAUAUGUACUAUAGUCAUAGAAUUAGUGGUUAUACUGUUAUACUAGUAUAGUAUGGAAGUGUUUUCCAUGGCUUUUCAGGUUUAUCAACACCGACCCCAGACUUUUUAAGUAGAA